Messenger RNA from Colletotrichum godetiae, 576 nucleotides. RefSeq lists its product as uncharacterized. The transcript has 2 exons. NCBI's taxonomy places the organism in Eukaryota, Fungi, Ascomycota, Sordariomycetes, Glomerellales, Glomerellaceae. The record is from RefSeq and is a predicted model, not a curated record. Bases 1 to 576 code for a protein of 191 amino acids.
AUGGCAACUGAGAAGAUCGUUGCCGUCCAGCUGAAGGAGGACUGGACCAAGGAGAAAGCAUCGCUCGCAUUUCUCUUCCAUCCAAACGUCUAUCCCUUAAGAGAAGUGAAGAAAAACACCAUGGCUUGGCUUCAUCUAGACCAGAAAACCGGUGGGCGCGGUACCAACGAGUGGGCUAUCAUCACACCCCUCACGAUGACAAUCAAUGGGCCGGUCAACAUGUUUGACGGCGAUCAUCCUCAAAUCGCUGUUCCGUGGCAGCUUCUCCGCAUCGGAAUACGCGUCACCAAGGACUGGGUCAGCGGCGAGCCUGAGUUUGACAGGGUAGAGAAGCUUUUCGGGGCCACUGCAUUCCUCGAGGGCGAAAUGCUGAUGUGCGAAGAGAUGAGCAACCCUCUUCCGGAUCUGAUCAAUGUCAAAGAAGCCUAUUUCGAUACUGAAAUAGGCUUUAACAUUUCACCGUCUGACUCUAGUACCAUUCAUCGCGAUUUUAUGGACUUCGCCUAUCAAAAGACAGACAACUGCGUCAACGAUCGCGUCGCGAUAAAGCAAAGCGCAAAGGAGACGACGUCUUAG